Messenger RNA from Prunus armeniaca (apricot), 1455 nucleotides. The record is from the annotation of a GenBank genome assembly. Lineage: Eukaryota; Viridiplantae; Streptophyta; Magnoliopsida; Rosales; Rosaceae.
AUGCCUCCUCGAUCCGUAGGUGGUUAUGACAAGGAAGAAAAGGCAGCUAGAGCUUAUGACUUAGCAGCAUUGAAAUAUUGGGGUACCACAACCACUACCAACUUCCCGAUCAGCAACUAUGAGAAAGAGAUAGACGAAAUGAAGCACAUGACGAGACAGGAGUACGUUGCAUCUUUAAGAAGGAAGAGUAGUGGCUUCUCUCGUGGUGCAUCCAUUUAUCGAGGGGUAACAAGACACCACCAGCAUGGGAGAUGGCAAGCAAGGAUUGGCCGAGUCGCAGGGAACAAAGAUCUCUACCUGGGAACAUUUAGUACUCAAGAAGAAGCAGCAGAGGCGUAUGACAUUGCAGCCAUAAAGUUCCGUGGACUCAAUGCAGUAACAAACUUUGACAUGACCAGAUAUGAUGUGAAGUCGAUUCUGGAUAGCAGCACAUUGCCCAUAGGUGGGGCUGCAAAGCGAUUGAAAGACGUAGAGCAGGCUGCUCAACAUCAACAUCAUGAGAUGAGUCUGCCAGUUGAUGGACACAAUAGAUCAGCACCAACAGAUGAUCAGCGUGACAAGAUGAUGAUGAUGAUGAUGAAUGGCAGUACUGGCACUUGUCAUGAUCAAUAUCAUCAUCAUCAUCAUCAGCAGCAGCUGAUCAUGGGUAGUGGCACUGCUGCAGCUGAUAACUAUGGUAGUGGUACAGCAGGCGGUUGGCCAACUCUUGCAUUUAACCAAUCAGCUGCUGCUGCUCAUCAUACGCCUUUUGGCAUGCACUACUACUCAUCACUAGUACCAUAUAAUAAUAACAGUGGGCAGAGGGUUUGGUGCAAGCAAGAGCAAGAGCAAGAGCAAGACAUUCAUUCCAACACUGCUCCUCAAAGCUUUUAUCAUCAUCAUCAGCAUCAGCAGCAGCAGCAGGAUCAGGAUCAAGAUCUUCAUCAUCAUCAACUACUUCAAUUAGGAAGUAGCCACAAUUUCUUUCAGGCAACUGGUAUGGAUUCUAUGGAACAUAGCUCAGGCUCUAACUCUGUCAUGUAUAGCACUGCUACUGCUACUAAUGGAGGAGGAGGAGGAGGAGAUCAUGGUGGCUAUAUAAUCCCAAUGGGUACAGUUAUAUCUAAUGAUCACAAUAAUGGUUUUGGAGAUGGCACUAAUCAUGAUCAUCAGGUGAAGGCGGUGGCGCUUGGAUUUGAAAAUGUGUUUGGCUCAACUACUACUUCUGCUAAUGCUGCAAAUGUUACUGGGGAUGCUUAUAAUAAUCAUGCAAGGAACUUGUAUUAUCUUCCGCAGCAGCCGCCGCAAUCGUCAUCAGUGUCAUCAGUAUCAUCCGCAGGUGUGGCCAAGGGCGGCAGCGCAUAUGAUAUUCAUGAAGCAGGGCAGUGUAACAAUUGGAUGCCCACAGCAGUUCCAACGUCGACUAACAGUAACAUCAACAUGCCUCCUACUUUCACUGUCUGGAAUGACACAUAA